This is a messenger RNA of Zea mays, 1416 nucleotides long. RefSeq lists its product as uncharacterized. The transcript is spliced from 2 exons. The record is from RefSeq and is marked provisional. Bases 342 to 1205 code for a protein of 287 amino acids. Gene Ontology annotation, biological process: regulation of DNA-templated transcription. Gene Ontology annotation, molecular function: transcription cis-regulatory region binding; DNA-binding transcription factor activity. NCBI's taxonomy places the organism in Eukaryota, Viridiplantae, Streptophyta, Magnoliopsida, Poales, Poaceae. Gene Ontology annotation, cellular component: nucleus.
CUCAGGCCUCAGCCAGCGUGCGCGCCCACAACCCCUCACGUCGUCCCCGCCAAUCACACCGCACGAACCGAGGACGACGGGACACCACCGUCACCGCGACGUAGUAGUAGUACUACAUGCAUAGCAUAGCCUCGUGGAGUCGUGGUAGUAGUAGUUUAGUUUUGCUCGCUUCCACACCGCACCGCCGUUCCCUUUUUUAUAUCCCGCGGAUGCGCCUGCCUCUGCCUCGGGGUCGGGGGGGCAGCUGGUGACAUCGGAUUCGGAUCAGGCCGAGAAGAUCGAACUGCUCCGAUCCGGCGCUUAAUUUCUCUCUCUCUCUCUCGGGCUAGCUGCCCGGGCAAAUGGACGCCGAGUGGAGCGGCGACGAGAGCAAGGCUGGCGCUGCGGGCGGAGUUUCGUCGGCUGAUUGCCCAAGUUCGCCACCGCCGGUGUCGCCGGCGCCACCGUCCACGUCGCCAGCUGCUACCGGUGCCGGGAGGAGGCGGUCGGCGAACAAGCGGGUGGUCACCGUGCCGCUGGCGGACGUCAGUGGCCCACGGCCCAAGGGCGUCGGCGAGGGCAACACGCCGACGGACGCGUGGGCGUGGCGCAAGUACGGCCAGAAGCCCAUCAAGGGCUCGCCUUUUCCGAGGGCUUACUACAGGUGCAGCAGCUCCAAGGGGUGCCCGGCCAGGAAGCAGGUGGAGCGGAGCAGGGCGGAGCCGGACAAGGUGAUCGUCACGUACUCGUUCGAGCACAGCCACUCGGAGGCCAUGGCGGCGGCGAGGGCGCAGAACCGCCAGGCCCCGAAGCCAAAGCCGGCCCAGCCACAGCCAGUCCCGCCGGAGUCCCCGUCAUCCGGCAGCCACGACGUCGCUGCCGCUGCCACGGUCGUCUGCGCGCCUGCUGCGGCCGAGACCGAGGCCGGCGCGGCGGCCGUCGAGGUGCACGACGAGUUCAGGUGGCUCUACGACGGCGUGUCCGUCACCUCCUCGGCGUCCCCACCGGACGUCGAGGCGGCGGACGAGAUGCUGUACGGGGCGAUGUUCUUCGGCGCCCCGCCCGCGCCCCUCCCCGACGAGUUCGGCGACGUCGGCGGGCUGUUCGACGGAGAAGGGGGCGAGGAGGACGCCAUGUUCGCGGGUCUCGGCGAGCUGCCCGAGUGCGCCAUGGUGUUCCGGCGGCACGCCGGCGACGGGAUUUCGGUGGCAGGCCGGGUGAAGUGAAGUGAAUCCUGAAUUGAAGGUCCUGACAUGUGGGCCGGGGCAGGCCGGACUCCAAUAAAAACCAGAUAAACUCAUGUAGAGCUCCUUGAUCUAUCUACUUUUGGCUUUUCUUCCGUUCCUCUUGUCAUCACCUAGCUUUUCUUCUUUCAUCCUUCUCUGAUUGGUUGUUUAUACACAAACACAGACACGGUAGCAGAUAGAAAAACUUGGC